Messenger RNA from Populus nigra (black poplar), 810 nucleotides. RefSeq names its product squamosa promoter-binding-like protein 3. Gene Ontology annotation, biological process: flower development. The coding region runs from base 135 to 569 and encodes 144 amino acids. Gene Ontology annotation, molecular function: DNA-binding transcription factor activity; DNA binding. The record is from RefSeq and is a predicted model, not a curated record. The transcript has 2 exons. Gene Ontology annotation, cellular component: nucleus. NCBI's taxonomy places the organism in Eukaryota, Viridiplantae, Streptophyta, Magnoliopsida, Malpighiales, Salicaceae.
AAAAAUGAAGAAUGUGGUCCUCACACAAAGUUCUUCUCCUUUUUCCACCUUAUUUAUCAAGGUCUUGUAGCUUCUUGUUUGCUUCAUAUCUUUUGUUUUCUUCUUUUUAGCUACCCUUCUAUUUGUUUCUGAAUAUGGAAACAAGCAGAGCUGAAGGAAAGAGGAGCUUGAAGGAAAUAGAAGAUGAAGAGGAAGAAGAGGAUGAUGAAGAUAUUGCUGGAGGGCUAGGGUUUGUAGAUGAUGACAAGAUCAAGAAGAAAGGAAAGACAGGAUCUAGUGGUGGUGGGUCGUCGUCAAUGCUGCUGGUUUCUUGUCAAGCAGAUAAUUGCACCUCUGAUCUGACUGAUGCCAAGCGAUACCAUAGACGCCAUAAGGUUUGUGAGUUCCAUGCCAAAGCUCCCUUUGUUCCCGUCAAUGGACUGCAGCAACGCUUUUGCCAGCAAUGUAGCAGGUUCCAUGAUUUAUCAGAGUUUGAUGACAGCAAAAGGAGCUGCCGGAGGCGUUUAGCAGGGCACAAUGAACGGCGUAGGAAAAGCUCGGCUGAAUAUCAAGGAGAAGGAUCGAACUGACAUGAGUUGUGAUCUCUCAGGAGUGCUGGAGGAAGGCUCACUACAUAAAAGGGAGACAAUUACGUAUUAUUUCCCCUAUAAAGUGCCUCUUCCAAGCAUAUUUAGAUUGGUUAAAAUAUCUAAAUAUGUGAUCAUUGCCAUGCUCUCUCUCUUCUGUCAAUCCUAAGCUUUCAUAUUAAUUAUAAUCUAUGAUCUGUACUUAAUUAAUACCAUUCAAUAAAUGGAUGUCAUAUAUAUAUUA